Molecule: messenger RNA, 4863 nt
Organism: Daphnia carinata
Lineage: Eukaryota; Metazoa; Arthropoda; Branchiopoda; Diplostraca; Daphniidae
Product: thyroid adenoma-associated protein-like
Exons: 7
Coding region: 160-4863 (1567 amino acids)
Biological process (GO): tRNA methylation
Cellular component (GO): cytosol
Source: RefSeq, a predicted model, not a curated record
ACGUUUGUCCAGAUUUCAACUCAGUCUCUAUCAGGUCGUUGACUAUAUCGACAUGGCCGCAAAGAAUGGCUACGAACAAUGGUGGAACUUGCGGAUAUUCGACACCUUUCCACGUAAAUCGCCCAUGCUGACUAGCAGAAUUAAUUUAAACUACAAGAAAUGGAUCUAAACCUGGAUUACCAAGAAAAUUUCAAUCACCACACAGCUGUAGCAAAAGCUCUUUCCCAUGAUGUGCAAUCAGAGGCUUUUUAUGGUACUAUUAGGGCCCUUCUUACAACAAUACAAAUAUCCAGAAGGCGAAACUGCAAGCUAACGGAGCCCCCUGAUCUCUUGCCUAUAACCGAAUCACUAAUUAGGAAUACAAAGCUAACUAUAGACCUGGCCAUAGUGGCUGGGAAGAUAAACUGCCUGACAAAAGUAUUCAUCCAAAACAAUCCUGUUACAGUUGAGCAUUUGAUGGUGCAGUCCUCACAGAUCAAAGAGACUAUUCCCAAGAUCUGCUUCUUGUUUGGAGUUAUUGAUUGCCUACCGUGUGAUAGAUAUGAUGGGACAGUAGUCAUCAUUGGUGAAGAGAUCUUUCAUUUAUUGCAAAAUUUCAACUCAGUCUAUUUCCAUAAGAUGAAACUUCUGCUUUCGUGGUUGCAAUAUGUCCAAAGCAUUAUAUGUUUCAUUCCUCUUUCAAAUCCCAUUCGAACAGUGUUUCUCCUCCCUCAAAGUGAAAUGAUGAAGCUUAUUAAUUUACAUUGGGAGACAACACAAGUGCAAACUUUACCUGAACAGUGCCUAGCGACAAUCUGCGGUAUCUGGCGUACCGCCCAACCAACUUCACACUAUGCUGAUAUCGUGGCUAAGAUGGCGUUGACGAACUUGACAUGGAGAUCAAGAACAAAAUACCUCAUCCUAGCUACAGUAUUGCCUUUUACACAUUUCAAGGAAAUUUUGUGCGAGUAUCCAGACACAGUUUACGCAAUCACGACGAGCCUCGAUUCAAAUUGCCUUUUGGCUGCCGGAACAGCUCUUUUUAAAGCUUUUGCAAAAAAUUUGCCUCCGGAUGAAUGGGAAGACUACUGCCAAAGUGUAUUGCUUGACGCUUUGAACCACACGAAUCGAAGCACACAAUUCAAUGCUGCUCAUUACUGGCUUCCCUGUUUGACCCAUGCUUCACCUGUGGUUCUUAUUGAACUAAAGCAACGCCUUCUGAAAGCCGAAAAUUUUAAUUGGUUAGCCUACAUAUCACUACUGAAGCUGAUGGAUCAUCUCGACGAAAGCGAUAGACUGCUAGCCAAACAAGCUUUGAUUCAUGGCGAGGAAGAAGUAAGAGCAGCAGCAUUUGGGAUGCUUCUCCAUACAAAUAAGAAGACGGAAAUCAUUCGCAUCGAAGAUUGGAAUCUAGUGAACAAUUUUCUGAUAAAAAAUCUUCGAUCAGACAAUCCGCAAUUUAGACUGAAAUUGCUUUCCACAACUCGGCUAUUUCUGAUUCGAGUAUUAGAAUCUUGUCUUAAUAGAAUGAAAACUAAUUGUUCUAUAGACGAAGAUAUUGACAACUUAAGAAAGCUGCACGACCACCUACUUAAAUGUUUAACACCAUCAUCCAGCUACCAAAAGAAAAUCACUUCAUUGGCUGCCCUUCGCUACAUCCAUCAGCUAUUUGGCGAUAACGACGCUCAAGCAGAUAGUUUGGCAAAAGGUGCAUCACUAACAAAACGUCGCCAGUUGAUCCAACUAGCUGGCGAUCGCUGGAACUUUACGGGCAAAGAAUCAUUGGAUCGUUACACAAUCUGUUUAAUGGAUGAGGUUAUUGACGUUCGACAAAAAGCAAUCGACAUGCUGCGAGACUUCUUUCCUUGCCCACCACUCAAUUACGUACGAUUACUUUAUCGUCAAGGAUUGGAAAUGUGUGACAGUGCAAAGUUUCAACGUAGUGAAUGUGGUGCUACAGUUAUUCAAAUGGUCAGCCAUUGGUCGUUGACCAGCACAUCCACUGUUCCAGAGUUGACUCUAGAAUUUCUAAUGGAAGAGAUCCAGAAGCGAUUUCACCAGCUUAAACUAGACUGGAUGUUGGGAGCUUCAGAAGGGCCUGUCCACGGUUUCAUUGGCGCUUUGGUCAAAUUUCUCCAGCUUCGACAUCCAUCCCAUUCUGUGGUAUCAUAUGCAGCUCUGAUUCAUUUGAGUCAAACAAUUAGUAGCUACAUGUUGGACACCUUAGCUAGCAGAUCUACUGGAAGUCCGGAUAUGGCGCCCUCUUUUGAAGAAAUGAGCCAAGCAAUUGACGAUAUUGUCCGGCGGAGUAAUGCAGCCGAAACGAAUGAUAGCAUUUCCAUCAGCGUUCAGCAACAGCUAGUCUUGGCCUGCGCCUGGCUUAACUUAAAGGAAUCGGGUAAUUUAGCUGUUCAAGUUGCCAUCUUGCUGCUAAACGAUGAACGACUGACCAAAGAAGACCGAGUGCGUCAGAUUGAAGAAUGUGCACAGAUAGUAUAUCAAAUUCUUCUACGGUGCCGACAUAAAGGUGCCAUUGAGGCAGCCGGUGAUGCUAUGGGCUUACUCUGCCGAAGGUUGUUUGCUAGCCAAGAGAAAACCAUCAAAGCUAUUCCCGGCAAUAUACUGACAAACUUUCUUGAUCGACUCGAAAACUCAAAACUGGGUGCGUCCAUCACUCGUCGCUCAGCUGGACUGGCAUUUUUGGUUAGUAAAAUUGUAAGCAGCCAGUCUGAAAAAUCCUCGACGGACUCUUUACUCGUGAUGACCACCAAAAGGCUGAUUAGCGUUGCGCAGCGUCGCUUUAAUGUGAAUGAAAAGCAAGAUGAUGUCUGUGACUUGCCGCAAUCGGUGGCUAUGCAUUUACUCAAGUCGUUAGUUCAUGAUGCCUCAUUGAGCGUUGGCGUGCAACCAGAGCUCAUGGAACCUAUCGUUAAAUUGAGUGUCGACUCGUUCGCCCAUCCACACUGGUCCGUGCGGAAUGCUGCACUCCAGCUGCACGGAUCCGUUAUACCACGUUUGAUAGGUGCCACUGGCAAAACGACUGCAGAACUGUUCCACAAACUUCCUGGAUUAGAGCCGUUCUUUCUUCAGAAAUUAGCAGAACAACCAGAAGGUCGUCAGCUCGUUAGCGGGAGUCUUAUUCCCAGUCUCAGCAUUUUGAGCCGCCUUUUCCCUGACAAUGGGAACGAAGCCCGAAAUUCAAGUUUCACCGCCCUUUUGAUUGUUUUACUUGGCCAUCCAGUGAUUCAAGUCCGUCAGCUGGCCGCGCAGAGCUUAUUGGCAUUCGUUUCGCUCUUCAAGACCAAAUGGAUAACAAUGCAGCUGUGCGAGGAUGCAGUAACUUUAGUUACUCGAACAAAUUCGGAAACACCACUCCACAUGUGUGUCCCUGGUUCUUCGAUCACCAAUAGCCUUCACGGCUGCCUAUUUGCCAUAUACGAAUUUUUAAACCGCUGUCGGGACGUUGCGCUAAGUGUAGAAGAUUGGGAAAUGAUUCGCGAGGCUGCUUCGGCUCUUAUUCCUGUUGAGAACAAUCAUCGCAGUUACUACAUCAAGUCGGCCAUCUUGAAGCUUUUCCAACUGUUGCCAAACAUGGCUGGCGAUCUGGACUAUUUUACGAUGUACCGGGACGCAUCGGUGCGCAAAUUAUACAAAAAUCAACCUGGUUUUUGUGAUUGGCUCAAAUUGAAAACCGAGCUGAUCGUUAAUAAAAUAUCGCUUAACUGCAUGCUGCCAGCCAUUGAACACUUUCUUCCGCCCUAUAGUGGAAUGGAUGUAUUGGAAACGGCCCUUAAAGGCAUGAAAACACGUUUGGCUCACCUGUCAAGCUCCAGCGUCCUAGCAAACACCGUAACUGGCUUUGUUACGUACUACAUCACUCAUUGGAGAUCGUACCCUACUCUCUUACCUGCUUGCCUUGAAUUCGUCCAAGCUAGAGGAGCCGGAGCACUGCUGGAAAGUGAAACGUCACUCCAAGAGCACAUAGACUUUUUCAUCGAUAAAUGUAUCCAAGCAAGGCAAUUGGGUUCUCCUGUGGCACUCUUGGCGAUCCAGACAACAUCUUCCGUCAUUAAGGAAAUAAUUGAAAAAGGCCUACCCAUUAACGAUUUAGAAGAAGUGGUUUUCCGACUAAGUCGUUGCUUAUUGGAGGCUUCCCAGCCUGAAGAGUCAAUAUCGUUCCGUUCAGCAGCAGCCGUCAGUCUUAAAACGACGGGGAAGCUCCUAGUAACGAUGGCUAACAAACGUGCAGAAACCAGCCAGAAUUUUUUCAUUUUGAUUCUGAAUCUUAUUCAAGACGAAGAAAAAGAUAUACGAGCGGACACAGCCUUAUUUUUGACGAAGUUAGUCGCCUCUGUCAAUGGUAAUUCGGAAGAAAGCAUAGGCUUGGUUCAAAUGAGUCCUACCCAGUGCCUAGAAGAAUUUGCCUUUCACAUUCAUCACUGGUUCCCGAAACAACAUGUCGUUCCCGUUAUAUUUAACUUACUCAAGAAUUCCGAACCUGUUAAAGGCGAAAGUAUUCAACCUCUGUACGAUCGCGAACCCCGAAAUUUUUUUCAGGAAGAAACUGAAUCCGUUUCGUUCCUCGUCAAAGUGUUUGAAACUUUGUUCGCGAGCGGUGACAACGAGCCGCUGGAAUUAGAUAUCGACGUGCAACAAGUUAUGGAGGAAGCCAAUUCCUUGCUUGAGCGUAUUAAAGCUGAUGCUUUAUUCGAUGAACAGGCAAAAGAGUGGCUCUUUACUCAAUCCUUUGGAACGUAUUCAGCUCUGAUUCGGCUAUCUGCUCGUUUGAAUAUCAUAGGUUCAACGUGUCCAUCGUGGAAGAUGGACCAACGUGUUCUUGAGCUUCAAAGCACAAUCGAGAUAUUGACUCGUCAAUGCGUUUAG